Messenger RNA from Paramecium primaurelia, 708 nucleotides. The record is from the annotation of a GenBank genome assembly. NCBI's taxonomy places the organism in Eukaryota, Ciliophora, Oligohymenophorea, Peniculida, Parameciidae.
AUGAAAAUUAAUAAAAAUAUACCAAAUUAUCUUAAAUUACCUCAUCUUGGACAUUAAUGGAAAUUUUUGAAAAACAUAGAACUUAAUACAUUUAUAAAUAGCAGCAUGGAAUAUUCAUGUAAAAACAAUAAUAGUAGUUUGAUGAUCAAUAGUAAUAAUAUAUGUCCAAAUCGUACUUAAUAUGAAGAAAUUCCUUAAAAUAAUAAAAGAAGAUUAAUAAAAAGUUAAUCAAUAGAUACAAAUUAAUAAUUAGAUUAAAUUGAUUCAGUAAAAGAAUCCAAUUGUGGGCAAGUAAAAAAAAUAGCAGAAAAUCUUAUUAAAUAAUAAAAUAAUAAGAAAUUGACUGAUAAAUAAUAAAAUAACUCAAGUCUCAAAAAUUAAUUAUCUCUCAAUAAUUAAACAAUUUAAAAACCUCAUUUAUAAAAAUGUUAAUCAUUAUAUUAAUUAUAAAAUGAAACAAAAUAACAGGAAAUUAAUCAACUUAAUUCUUUUACUUAAUUUUUUCAAUUAAUUUAAAAUCAAACAAAAAGCAAAGUUAAAAAAAGAUAAUGUUAAGUAAAUUUUUUUAAAAAAAGUUAAUCUAUGGAUAACAUUGAUGUAGUUGAACAACAAAAAAAGAUUAAAAAAUUACUUUUAUAAUCUACAAUUAGAAUUAAGCCUAAAUUCUCUUCAACAAUUAAUAUUUAAGAUCUCCUUUAGUAAAAUUGA